Molecule: messenger RNA, 1698 nt
Organism: Xenia sp. Carnegie-2017
Lineage: Eukaryota; Metazoa; Cnidaria; Anthozoa; Malacalcyonacea; Xeniidae
Product: 52 kDa repressor of the inhibitor of the protein kinase-like
Exons: 3
Coding region: 1-1698 (565 amino acids)
Molecular function (GO): protein dimerization activity
Source: RefSeq, a predicted model, not a curated record
AUGACAUAUUGGCCUGAUGCUAAAGCUUGCUUCAAACGCCAUAUUGGUUUGAGUUCUAAGGCUCUCACCAGAGCAGGUUUGCACGAAAGCACACGUAAUAAAUAUUUGUCAUUAGUUGGUCAGGCAUCAGGAGAAGGACUGCAGAUUGAGGUGUUGAUUGAUGAGCACAAACAGCAAGUCAUCAGGCAAAAUAGGGAAAAACUUGUAUCAAUAAUUGAUACUAUUAAACUUUGUGGUAGACUUGGGUUAGCAUUAAGAGGGCACCGUGAUGAUUCUUCAUAUCAUCCGGAGGUUGGUUCUUACUCAAAAGGUGGUGUUGAUAGCAAUAGGAAUGUUAGAGAAGAUUUUGUGAGGUUUUUGCACUGCAAAUGGGGUUUAUCAGGGGAAAGUCUUGAGAAAUUAAUUCACAGUGCAUUAACAGAACUAAAAUUAAGCAUUGAGGAUUGCAGAGGUCAGGGAUAUGAUGGAGCUGGGGCUGUUGCAGGGCAUAUCAAUGGUCUUUCUGCACGCAUUCUUCGUUUGAAUUCUAAAGCAAUCUACACCCACUGUUACAGCCAUAGGUUAAAUCUUGCAAUAUGUAAUUCAUGUUCUGUCCCCUUUGUCAGAAAUGUUUUUAGUCAAAUUAAAGAACUUUCUUACUUUUUCAAUCUCUCUGAUGGACGGCAAAUGUUACUUUCAAAAGCAGUUGAAGACUAUUGCCCACAUUCAGGUAAAUCAAAGUUAAAGGAUGUUUGUCGAACUCGAUGGAUUGAGCGAAUAGAUGGUCUAGAUAUAUUUCAAGAAUUAUUCCUUCCAAUUUUUCAUACUUUAACUGAAAUGAGCCAUAAUGCUGGUCAUGUGUGUAAUCCAGAAACAUCUUCUAAAGCUUCUUCUUUCCUAGCAUUGAUUUCCACCUUCAGAUUUAUUGUUAGCCUUGUCAUUAGUAGAAAUAUUUUAGAUUUAACACUUCCUGUUACUCAGUUAUUACAAGCUAAAACCUGUGAUGUUAUGGAUGGAAUGCAUUUAAUUGAGUCAUUAAAAAACUUGGGAAUUUUAUUGAGGAAUGAUGUUGAUUUAUAUCAUGGUAAAUGGUAUAGUGAAGCAGUUUCUUUAGCUAAAAACGUAGAUGUCGAUGAAAAAAUGCCCAGAACAGCUGGCAGACAAGUUCACAAUGAGAAUCACCCAUCUUCUAGCGCUUCAGAUUAUUACAAAAAGGCUCUCACUAUUCCUUUUCUAGACCACUUAAACUCUGAUCUUCAGGCAAGAUUUGAUUUUAGUCAAAUCAACGUUUAUAACGGCUUUAGCGUUGUUCCAUCAAAAAUGAUUUCGCUAAUUAACAGUCUUCCACCAAACAAAAAGAAUUGGAAAGAGAAUUUUCGAUUAGAUGCUGAAUUGGAAUUAUGGGAAAAGUUUUGGACAACAUAUGAGGGAUCAUUACCGGACAGUGCAGCUUCCACACUUAAAGCUUUAGGGUUUGAAGGUUUUGAGAAUAUUAAGGCAUGUCUACGGUUACUAGCCACUCUUCCAGUUACUUCUUGUGAGUGCGAACGCUCUAUUUCAGCACUUCGCAUGCUUAAAACUUACAACAGAAGUACGAUGGUUGAAGAACGCUUAAAUGGACUUGCACUAAUGCGAAUACAUCAGGAAAUAGAGCCUACUGUUGAUGAGGUGAUCAAUAAAUUUGCGUAUGGAAACCGGCGAUUAGAACUGAAAUUGUAA